Molecule: messenger RNA, 5952 nt
Organism: Medicago truncatula (barrel medic)
Lineage: Eukaryota; Viridiplantae; Streptophyta; Magnoliopsida; Fabales; Fabaceae
Product: histone acetyltransferase HAC12
Exons: 15
Coding region: 1470-5639 (1389 amino acids)
Biological process (GO): positive regulation of transcription by RNA polymerase II
Cellular component (GO): transcription regulator complex; histone acetyltransferase complex
Molecular function (GO): chromatin DNA binding; histone acetyltransferase activity; transcription coactivator activity
Source: RefSeq, a predicted model, not a curated record
AAGAAAGAAUUAGAAAGAGGAAGAUUGUGGAGUGUUGUUAAAUAGCAGCUAUAACAGUGCUAGAAUUUGAAUAAAUUGAUAUUGUUCGGUGAUACACUGUUUGGUACAAAAUAUUGUGAAAUAGCGCUGCUAUAAUGUAAGUCGAAUUUGAACAAAUCGCUUUUAUCCGCUAUUCAUAAUUGACAACAUAGUAGUGAGCUUAAAUUGAAACAUAGAUAAGAUGCGUAACUAUAACUAUUUAGUUGUUUAUUGAACAUUUUUACUAUGGGGUCACUUUAUUUGUUACCAAUGUUGUCAAUCACAGAUAUCGGAAAAUAGCGGACUAAUAAAAUUUGCUGGUGUGUGCGCUUUGUCCUAACUCGGCUACAAUAUAGUGGUAUAGUGCCGCUAUAGUUGUUAUUUAAAAACACUGUUUGUUACUUUUUAAUGUUCAAAGAUUUUCUUUUGAUGUUUUGAUCAAAUUUUUAGCAUUAAUAAGCCGCGGUUUAAGUUGGCCAAGUCUUUUUUCUAAGUGAAUUUGAAUAGGGAGGGGCUCUGUUAUUUUGUUUAGAGUAAAUUAUGUAACAUCUGAUAAGCUCAUAGGAUUGAUAACAGUGUCUUACAGUGACACUUACACAUUGAUCUUGUUACGCUAUUAAGGAUUUCAGGAAACUAUUUAGGAUUUCAGGAAAUACCACAUUGUGCUUGUGACAUUUGCUUCAAAUACUAAAUAUUGUGGUGAGAAAAAAAGAGAAGUUAAAAUAUUGCAUCCAGGUUGGGGAAGGUAUUAUUUGAAAGAAGUAUGAUAGUUAAUAAGAAAUGAGAAAAAAUGAAAAUGGAAAAACAAAUCCUUUUACAAUUAAAUGUUUGUAUAAAAGUUAUUGAAUAUUUUUGUACUACUAUACACUGUCUGUAGGAAGGAUCCAUCUCCUCUGAAACAGACAAUUCACUUGAAACAAUUAAGGAAAUAAUCUCAACAAUUGAUCAUGGGUGUUAAACUUAACAUUUCUUAUUUUGCCAUCAGAAAUAAGAGUUCAAUGUAGAGGAAUUAAGGGAGGGGUUACUGAAUUAUUUUAAAGAAGUUAGAAAAAUGUUUAUUAGUGUCACCCUGUAGAGGUGUCAGGAUGAUUUUCUUUUCUAAAUGCUAAAUAAAUUUUCGAUAUCUAUUUAGUAGGAAAAUGGUGGUCUAUGGUUAAUGAAUAUUUGAUGCUUAAAUGAUGCAUUUUAGAUUAGUCUUCUUUGAUUUUUUUUUUUCUCGAGUUCAUCCUGAAUCAUGGACUUUUCUAUUUAAACAUCUGAUCUUUGAUCAUCAAUUUUUGUGUCUAUUAGGUUGUGUUACCACUUUUAGAUGAUUUCUGAUUGCAAGCUUAUUUAAAUUUAUUAUAAUUAUGUUUUCCUCUUUACGAGUUUAUGGCACAUCAAGAACAUUGUUGGAAUUUUCUCUAACAUAUAGUUGUUGAUUAUUUCUUGUGGCUUGAUAAAGCAAGAAGAUGUUUGCCAAGGGUUUUCAUCAUGGUGGGAGUACUUGGAGAGAUAUACCAAGAAAUUCUUCAUCAGUUUUCUCGAACAUUCCGCCAAAGAGAUGUUUUGAUGAAUUAAGCAAUCAAAUAGGAUUCUCCUCAGACUGGCGGUAUCAUCCUGAAAUGGUAUACAACCGUAAUUGGAUAAGAAGAAAAAUUUUUGAAAUCAUUCAGAAUGAGCAACUUGGGCCUGCGCUGGAAAUAUUGCUACUUACCAAUGCUGCUUCAAAGGAGGAAUAUAUGAACCUGGAGACAUUGAAUCAGCGUGUGCAAGCUCUACUGGGUGUUCCUAAGUCCUAUAAUACUGGUUACUAUGGUGUGCAAGAAGCGGGAAUAUCUCAUCCUUCUAUUGCUCAUAACCUGCCUUGUUUUCCUGGUGAUGGUUCAUCUAUCCCUCCAGUUGCUGAUAUGGAUGUGCUUUCUAACUUACCUGUUUCUUAUGGUGGAUUCAAUCUGGAUGCCAACACCAGAUCAACUAGCAACUAUUUUUCUCAGCAACACUCAAAUAAUUUGGAGAUGGAUCUGACAAAAUACAAAGAUUGUUUUCCUACUACAAUGGGAAGAUCCCUCCAAUCUGAAGAUUCAAGUUUUAUGUUCUCUCAAUCUGCCUCAGUGAAUACUUCGGAAGAUACAAUGCAAUAUCAACCACAGAAGUUGGAUUUUCAGAAGAAUUCCACUGUAAGACAUGUUGUUAAUGAUGUCCCUUCUGAUAAUACUGAAUACAUACUACGACCUGCCAAAAUACCGAAAAUGAUGGAUUCAGGUUUUGGUGUAUCUUCGACUAACCAUCCAAGUUUUGAUCAAUGGAAUAAUGGGAUGGUUCAACCUUAUUCUUUUCAACCACAUCCAGAAGUGCAGCAACAUUCAGAAUUUCCCCUCUCUUCUCUCCAUUAUGAGAGUAAUGUGGAACAAAUUACAAAUCCAAUUUUUCAUUUUGCGGGAGUUAAGGGGAUAAACAACAAUGUAAUGGUUGAUACAUUUGGACAGCCCGGGCUUGAAAGCUAUGAUGUGAUGGAUAGCAACAACUUAAAGAAUAUUGUCACGGGUAUAAAGUCCAGGAUGCAAUAUCUCGACAUGGAUCCUAUUCCUACUAAUGGAGAGGAUAUACAAGGCAGAACUGAAUUUGACCACGGCAUCAGAUUAAAUUCCAGUAUGCCUACUCUCACCAAGGAGCCUAUUCCUACUGCAUUCUGGACAAAUGCCAAAAAGAAAGCCGAUGAGGUAACAUUUGAUCAAGAGAAGCUAACAAAGUCCUCAGUUACAACUGUUAGUGGGAAAACGAACUACGUGAUUUAUGAUUUGACUUCUGAGCCUAAAAUGAUUCCCUCGAAAGGCUUAGAAGCUGGUCGAAUAUCAUAUGAGCCAGAUUCCCUAAUCUAUGGCAUGAUAGACUGCCGAAAAUCAGUGGAAGUCGACCGUGUCCCAGAACUUAUUACAAUUGAUGGUGAUGAUGAUGAAGAGGACAUACAAGGAAGAAUUGGAUUCAACCACGAGGGGACAGACGCUAAAGAGAAAGUGAGUGAACCAAAAGUUGAUCAAGAGAAGAAAGAUCUUGAAAGCCAUGUCGUGAUAGACAGUUGCAAAUCAAUGGAAAUUGACAUUGGGUCGAAUUCGAAUAUACCUGCUCUCAUAAGCAAGGUUGCUAUUCCUAUUGAUGUAGAUGACAAACAAAAUAAAAUUGGAUUCAACCAAGAGGGGACAGAUGCUAAAGAGAAAGUCAGUGAACCAACACCUGAUCAAGAGAAGCAAACAAAAUUGUCAAACACAAUUGUUGAUGCUGUUUCCUUGAUUGAUUUGUUCACACGUGAUCAAAUUACAGAACAUAUUAAUAGUCUCAGAAAGGAAUCUGUUCUGAUUACUUCUGAGGAGGAAGCAGGGACUGAAGCAAACACAUGCCAAUUAUGUGAAAGGAAAAAGCUUUACUUUGCACCAGUACCAAUUGUUUGUUCAUGUUGUGGCAUACGCGUCAAGAGAAUAUAUUUCUGUAGAAAAGAAGAAUUGGAUGUACAGGGUUGCAUUUGCUCCAUGUGUUACAAGACUUCUAAAGGUGGGAAAAUCACAUUCAAUGGGACAUCUAUUUCUAAGAAAAAUCUCGAAAAAAGGACUAACGAUGAAGUACUUGAAGAACCGUGGGUUGAAUGCAAUAAAUGCAAAAGAUGGCAACAUCAAAUAUGUGCACUCUACAACAACAGAAGAGAUUUGGAUUGCAGAGCUGAGUAUAUAUGUCCUAUAUGCCGCUCAAAAGAAAUUGAAAAUGGAAAGCAUGCUCACUUACUGAAGGCUGCUAAUUUUGGUGCUAAGGACUUGCCAAGAACCGUGCUAAGUGACCACUUAGAAAAAAGACUUAUUGAGUGUCUCAUCCAAGAGAGAGCAAAGUGGGAAAAUGUUGAAGGGAACGAGAAUCUUGAUAAGGUUAUAGCUGCAAAAGGUCUUUCUAUUAGAGAAGUGUUAUCCGUCGACAAACAAUUGAAAGUGAAUAAGCAGUUUCUGGAUAUCAUUCCAGAGGAGAAUUACCCUGCUGAAUUCUCUUAUAGAUCAAGAGUUAUUCUUCUGUUUCAGCAGAUUGAAGGAGCAGAUAUAUGCAUUUUUGGAAUGUAUGUCCAGGAGUUUGGCUCUGAAUGCGGAAAUCCGAAUCAGCGUUGUGUAUACAUUUCAUAUCUUGAUUCUGUCAAGUAUUUUAUGCCUGAAAGAAGGACAAAGAGUGGAGAAGCCCUUCGUACCUUCGUUUACCAUGAGAUAUUGAUUGGAUACCUUGAUUUUUGUAAAAAAAGGGGUUUCCUGACUUGCUACAUAUGGGCCUGUGCUCCUUCAAGAAAAGGGGAUGAUUAUAUACUAUAUUGCCACCCCAAAGAGCAAAAGACUCCGAAGAAUGAUAAGCUACGCCGGUGGUAUCUUUCAAUGUUAAAAAAGGCUACUGAAGAAAAUAUCGUUGUUGGUUUAACCAACGUAUAUGAUCAUUUUUUUGUUGCUGCUGAGAAAGGGGACUCCAAGGUGACAGCUUCUCGUUUGCCAUACUUUGAUGGAGACUGCUGGUCUGGUAAUGCUAUGGAAGCAGCCAAGACCAUUGAAAAAGAGUGUGGAGGAGACUAUGAAAAGAUGUUGAAGGAACAAGUGCCAAAUAGAGCUUUAAAGACCAUGGGACAUGCCAAUCCUUCCAAAGACACUGCCAAAGACAUUUUAGUGAUGCGAAAAGUUGGCCAAAAUAUAUGGCCUACCAGGGAAAGCUUCCUUAUAGCUCACUUGCAAUAUGCAUGCAUACACUGCCGUGAAGUGAUAGUGUCUGGGAAGCGAUGGUUUUGCACUGAAUGCAAGGAAAUUCAGGAGUGCGAAAGAUGCCAUAGUUCUGAUGCACACCCUUCAAAGAAUGGUGACUUGCAUACACUUUGUCAGGCCGUUGUUGAUGAUAUCCCCUCCAACACUAAACAUAAUGAUAUUGUCCUUGAGAGUAGAUUAUUUGAAAAUAGGGAUAACUUUUUGAGCUUCUGCCAGAAGUCUCAGUUUCAGUUUGACACACUCCGUCGUGCCAAGUAUUCCUCGAUGAUGGUCCUUUACCAUCUACACAAUCCUACUCUGAUGACUGUUGUAAAAUGUUGUAGCAUCUGUAGUGCACGCAAUGUAUUCCAAAAGAGCUGGAAAUGUGAGAUUUGUCCAGAGUGUACCAUUUGCUCUGCAUGCUAUAAGGAUAGAGGUGCUGACUGCCAUGAACACAAGUUGACUCAAAAUGAACACAAGCUCACUCAAAAUGAACUCAAGUUGACUCAAAAUUAUUCAAGACCAAUAUAUCAAUCUGGGAAUCAGGAGUCAAAUGAGAAAAUGAUGGUGAAACUGCUGAACGUUUUAAAGCAUGCAUCUCAAUGCCGUGCAGAUAAUGCUGAACCUUGCUCUCAUCCAAACUGUUCUCAAAUCAAGAAGCUGUUCUCUCAUGCCAGUAGGUGCGAAAUUCGAGUGAAUCGGGGCUGCCAGCAGUGUAAAAAGAUAUGGUUUAUACUUGCUGCUCACUCUAGGAAUUGCAAAGACUCGGAGUGUAGCAUUCCACGGUGCAGGGAUCUAAAGAAGCAUCUAGAAUCGAAAGCAAUGCAUUCCGAAUCUUGGCGUGGAACUGCAGUUUUUGAAAGUGACAAAGCAGUCGUUGAUCAAUGAAUCUUUGUGAAUAUAUAGAAGCGUUUUAAAUUUCGUUGAAUAAGUGUAUAUGAAAAAAACAGUUCAACGUAAGUGUUGAGAUUUUCAAGUUUCCUUUUAUGGGUAUAUAAUUUUGAUUAUGUAUAUACAUAGAUUAGGAUUGCAAUAGCCUUAUAUUUAAUCUCUUAAAACAAGAGAAUCAAUUUUGUAUUGCUGUGAAUAUAUACAUUCAAUGGUUGAGAGCCUAAGCUCCAACUACUCUAUUUAUGUCUCCCAUUUUUAAGAGACUUGAAAUUAGAGAUUCAAUUUUGUAUUGUUGUGAAUGCAAAUUCAA